AUGGCAAUUGAAAAAAAAGAAGUGGUGGUGGAGAAAACUGCUGCUCAGAAGAUUUCAAAAUUUGGUUCAUUCACUGCUGGUGGUAUAGCAGCAUGUAUUGCUGUGACAUUUACAAAUCCAAUUGAGUUGGUGAAAAUUAGAAUGCAACUACAAGGUGAAUUAGCUGCUGUAGGUGAAGGUAUUUAUAAAAAUCCAAUUCAAGGUGUUGGUGUAAUUUUCAGAAAUGAGGGUAUAAUGGCAUUGCAAAAGGGUUUAAAUGCUGCUUAUAUAUAUCAGAUUGCCUUAAAUGGUUCAAGAUUAGGGUUUUAUGAACCUAUAAGAACUGCUUCAAACAGGGCCCUAUUCCCUGGUCAAGAUCCACAUAAGAAACAGAGUGUGGCAGUUAACGUAUUUUCUGGUGCAUCUUCUGGUAUUAUUGGUGCAGUUAUUGGCUCACCUUUAUUUUUGGUUAAAACUAGAUUGCAAUCUUACUCAGAAGCAUUUAAAAUCGGUGAACAAACACAUUAUAGAGGAGUUUGGGAUGGGUUAAAAACUAUUUAUAGAUCCGAAGGUAUUAGAGGAUUGUACCGUGGUAUUGAUGCGGCUAUCCUAAGAACAGGUGCUGGUUCUUCUGUUCAAUUGCCUAUCUACAAUACCGCCAAGAAUUUCUUGUUAAAAAAUAGGUUGAUGAAAGAUGGACCACUGUUACAUUUAACGGCAAGUACCAUUUCAGGUAUGGGGGUUGCUGUAGUAAUGAAUCCGUGGGAUGUUAUCUUAACAAGAAUUUAUAACCAAAAAGGUGACCUAUAUAAGGGGCCAAUAGAUUGUUUUAUUAAAACUGUAAGAAUUGAAGGUGUUUCUGCAUUGUACAAAGGUUUUGAAGCCCAAAUAUUCAGAAUAGCGCCUCAUACAAUUCUAUGUUUGACUUUCAUGGAACAGACAAUGAAACUAGUCUACUCAGUAGAGAAGAAAAUAUUGGGGCAUGACUAG
Molecule: messenger RNA, 969 nt
Organism: Vanderwaltozyma polyspora DSM 70294
Lineage: Eukaryota; Fungi; Ascomycota; Saccharomycetes; Saccharomycetales; Saccharomycetaceae
Gene: OAC1
Product: Oac1p
Exons: 1
Coding region: 1-969 (322 amino acids)
Biological process (GO): transmembrane transport
Source: RefSeq, a predicted model, not a curated record